This is a messenger RNA of Coniophora puteana RWD-64-598 SS2, 3267 nucleotides long. RefSeq lists its product as uncharacterized. Lineage: Eukaryota; Fungi; Basidiomycota; Agaricomycetes; Boletales; Coniophoraceae. Gene Ontology annotation, biological process: regulation of DNA-templated transcription. The transcript has 8 exons. The record is from RefSeq and is a predicted model, not a curated record. The coding region runs from base 1 to 3267 and encodes 1088 amino acids.
AUGGACGCCCCAAGGAAACGACGGAGACUCGACACAGAUGCCAAGGACGACGAGGAUGACCCCAAAAUGCGCCGUCUUCUCGCAGAAGAAAUCGACCUCGAGAUAUCGAUCCGGCAGAGACUAGUCGCCACCCUCGAGUCCCGCAUAACAUGGGCCAUCCUCAUGCAGGACGCACUCCAGAGCGACCUCACCAGUCCCUCACACUCCUCUCCCCGACAAGACACCGAAGACUUCCAAGACGCCGCCCUCGACGCCCUCGACGCCGCCGACUGUUCCGCAGCUUUCAUCUUCGACCGCGACGCCUCCCACUCCCUCGACCCCCCCGACUCCCCCCGCGACUUCUCCCCCCUCGCCCCACCAUCCCUCCCGCCUCCCCUCCCACCCCGCACACACAAACCCCGCCUCGCCAGCAGCGCCCUCCGCCCCGGCACCCGCGGCUACGGCUACGGCACCGGAGGCACCGCCAAACUCAUCUUCAUCCGCGACAGCACCGUCGACCCGCCCGUCCUCGUCAAAAUGGCCUGCCCCGACUGCGCCCGCACAGACUUCACAAACCUCCAGGGCCUGCUCAACCACGCCCGCCUCCGCCACAAGCGCGAGUUCGGCACACACGACGAGUGCAUGCAGACCUGCGCCGUCGUCGUCCCCGAGCACGACCGCGACUGGGUGCUCGCGAACGGGACGGAGCUCGGUGGUGUGAGCUUGCCGAGCAUUAGGAGGCUGUUUGAGAUUGCGGUGGGCCAGGAGAGCGGGUAUGCGCCGCUCGCGCAUGUGCAGCCCCAGGCGCCUGAAGAGGGUCCGGCGUCUGAGCGUGCACCGAUGGACGCGAGCUCAGGGGGCGCAGGGCCGCCCCCUGAAGAGGCGCCCGCUGUCGUGGAGGGACCGAGCACGCUCCUCUCGCGUACGCUCGGCCUGCACGCUGACACGCCCGCACUGGCCGCCUUUCUCGGCAGGACGCCCAAGCGGCGCGGUAUCAACGUCUACGACGCCGACAAGUGCGUAGAUAUCCUCGGUCUCGAGCCACCAGACGCGAACGCGAGCAAGGGGCGGGCGUGGCGAAUGACAAAACCCUCGCGAAAUACCCCGCGCGAGUCAGAUCUGUCUACUCCGCCCCUUCCAAUCGUAGUCCCUGAAAGUACUGCCAACGUGACCGAGGGCACGGGCGUGGACGAUGCGUUUCCCGUGGCUCAGCCACUACUAGGAAGCGCGGGCGUCUCUGCGACGCGCUUCCACAUCGUGCCCCGGAUCGUAGUCUCGGACCGCAGCCUAACCAUUCCCAAAUCACGCCGCUCAGAAGUCCCCGAGGGCCACACCCACCGCUGGAUGCUCGGCGUCUCCUCGCCCUCCUACAGCCUACACAUCACCGCCUUCCUCGCAAGCAUGUCCGUCACCUGCCUCACGCAGCCCGCGCCCGCAGGCCUGGGCGGGGGCCCCGUCGUCGUCGACGGCGCGCCGUUCGCGGCCGUGGGCACGACGGACCGGCCGUUCCUCGCGCGGCUCACGCUCCGCUGGGCGGGCGGACGCACGCCGCCGCUCGAGGUGGACCAUUUUGUCGAGCUCGAUGCGUACGGAUCACAGUCGGCGGUGCUGGGCGAGGAACAGGUGCUCGACGUCGAGCUCGACGCGCGCACGGAGCUGUUGCCCGUGCGCGCGGGCGUGGAGCUGCCCGCGCUCGAUGCGAGUGCGGCGCGCAAGGUGCGCAUGGUGCGCGCGGAGGAGAUCGGGGAGGCUGCUGCUGCGGUUGGUGUGGCCGCGGGUGCGGGAGGGGCUUCUUCGAGCGAGAAUGCGUACGUGGCGGUGUUGAAGACGUUGUUGCCUCGCGCGCCGUUGACGAUGAGAGAUGUGAAAGGACGCGGGACACCGCAAGUGACGUACAAGCUCGUCUCGUCCCCCGCCGAGCUCGCGAGACUCGUCGAUGGGCGGCGCAAGGCGAUCGAAGUGAGCCCGUCGCCCCUGCGGUUCCCCUGGGGCCGCGCCCGUGCGCUUCGCGAGCUGUACGACCACCGCGUUAAGCUCUCGCCGACCAGCCCGAGCGGGGACGCGUACAAGCCGCUCACCACCGGCGACGUGUACGCGUGGCUCGAGGACGAAGGGCAUUUUCCGCGCUCAAAGGCCAAGCUCUCUGCGUCCGCCAACGUCGCGCACUCGGGCCCGAGCGGAUCGGUAGGCCCCGACGGGAAGAAGAUGGGCGGCGCGGCGGCCGUGGCGGCGGGGAUGGACCCAAAGGCGCUGUUCGACGAGGUGUGCCAUGUGUGUGGGCUCAAGCUGAAGAUGCACCAGAGCGCGCGGGCGGGGUCAGGCGACGUGCUCAGGCGCGAAGGGGCGGCCGCGUGCGAGAUUGUACCGGAGAGCGAGCGCAGGACGGGUGUGCCUGCGCUCGAUAUGGACCGGAUUGCGGGGGGCGAGCUCGCUGCGAUUAUCCGCGCGAUGCCGCCUGCGCGGGCUCCAGUGGUGGGUGUUACAGCGGCGGAGCAAGAUCAAGAUCAGGACGAGGAUGGGGGCGGGGACGAGGACGAGGAUGCACACGCGAAGAGAUAUUUCGCGCGGUACACCGCGCGCGACAUCGUCUCGGCCGCGCACCCCGCGCUCACGCUCGCGACGUAUCGCAUCGCGCGCGCCCUGGGGCUCCCGCGUCUCCCGCGCGUGCCGGUGCCUGUGUCGGUGCCGGGCAGCGCCAGUGCGAGCCGGGGCGCGGUCGAGGCGCGCGUGGCGCCGUAUGCGAUGAUGGCUGCGUGUGUGCGGCCGCUGGUGGGGGUGCUGGUGAGGCGCGCGGUGGAGGUGGCGAGGAGGGAUGUGGCGAGGGCUGUUGCUGGGGAUUGGGUUGGGGGUGCGGGUGCGGGUGCGGGUGCGGGUGCGGGUGCGGGUGCGGGUGCGGUGGGUGAUGGGAGCAGGGAAGGUGGAAGUAAGGAGGGGGCCAAGGGAGGAGGGAGGAGGAAGGGCGGGAAGGACAGGGCGUGUGUGCUUACGCCGAGGCAUGUGUUUAGAGGGCUGCAGGCGGGUGCGGCGGGGGUGUGUGGGGGUGGAGGUGCGGGGACGGGGCGGGCGGUGGGUAUGCAGGGGUAUGCUCAUGUGGGUGCGGGUGUCGGUGCGGCGGGUGCGGGUGGACACGCGAUGACGACGACGGCAGCGGAUGCGGCGUUUAAUGCUGCGGUGAUGUGUCUUGGGAGGCUGGCUGUGCCUAUGAGAUUUUUGCAGGACGAGGAGGAGAUGGAUAUGGCGGGGGUGGAGGGAGGUCCGGAGAUGCGGGUGAAGCUCGAGCCUGAAUAA